AACCGCACAGACGCGUUACAAUUGCAGUUUCUCUUAACACGAUAUGUCCUUAUGUAAACCUCCAACCGCCCGGUUCUUGGACUAUCCCUCUUAGUGGGUGAGUGCCAUCACAUAAUCGACCAUCAUUGUCAUCAAGUACCGUGUUCCGAAGCUCGAGGACCACGCGCUUCGGCCGCCGGCGGUCGUGCGGGGAGCGAAGCGAAGCUCCGGGCCGCUCAAGACUACACGCGGCCUCAGCUGCUGCAGGCCGCCGCGGGGUCCCCACUGCGCGGUGAAGAGGCCAGACUUCGUACAGUGACAUGGCGUGGUUGGCCUCUUCGAGGGCCGUCCCACCGCGUCUUCGACCCUGACCCCCGGGCGGGGCAUGGUCGCCUGGCCUCCACCGUCGCUGGUGUACACGGUGGCCGUACUGCUGCGCGUAGGAGUCGUCGCCGCCGCCGGAGUCAUGUCUCGCCGCCGCGUGCUCCAGCAGUCCGCCGGGUCGUCGUCGGCGGCCGCUGCUGCUGUGCGUCACCAUGAGGACGUCGUCGAAGAUGCCGAUCCCGCGAUGCUUCUUCCGGAGCUGGUGGGCCACCUGCUGAACGAGGCGGUCGCCCGCGUGGACGACCAGGCCGAGGCCAUCAGGCUGGACGACGGCGUCGUCUGGAAGCCGCUCCGCGAGCCAGACCAGGUUAAGGCAGCCGGAGAGCACGUGAGCGCCCUGCCGGAACUGAAAAACGAGCCGCCGCACGUCGAAGCAGCAGCAGCCGCCGAGAACGACGUCAUCCCGUCGCGGCUCGCGUCGUCCGCGGUCCGCUCUCGGUUGCUACAGCGGGACGCCGCCGAGACCCUCACUGCAGAAGACCACGGAGCCCCGAAAGACGACGCCGCCCGUAUGGCUCAGAACCACCCGACCAGCGGCAGCAACAGCAAGGACCCCGCAAACCGUUCGGGCACUCCGAAUAGCCGAAACGGCAUUCCCCAAGAUCCGAAUCGCAACUCCAAGGACCCGACAGCGAGCCGCGCCGGGGACGAACAGCAAGGCGUCGCAGAAGGAAGCCCCCUCGAAGUCGGUUCCAAGUCGACCGUGACCAAGACGUUGGACGUUGCGGACGCGAGCGUGCAAGCCGACGUCACCGCUCCCGCCGACACAGUCGUGCAACCCUCUUCCGGUGGGAAGACGACCGCGGAGCCGCGCCAGCGCGUGCCCACGGUGGACCAGGGGGUCCAGACCGACGCGGCAGCGUCGACGUCCAAGAAGUCCUCGACGAAAGACAGGUACUCGCAGACGCUGCCCACGACGCCGACGCUGUACUCGAUGGCGACGCAGACCGACAUCCAGGAGGCGCCCUGGUACCUGUUCCGCACGUCGGUGCAGAAGAAGAAGCUGGCCGUCAUGAUAUCGGCCGUGUUCGUGCUCAUCUAUUUCAUCCUGUGCUACGGACUGGUCAGCAUGGCGCGCGAAAUGUACGCCGAGCACGUCUUCGAAGAGUUGGACUUCCUCUGAAUCGAUCGGCGAUGGAGCGCUCGAUGCCACAGGUUCGAAUAAAGACGAACGGUCACCGUCGGUAGUUUGCACGCGCCACGGAGUGCUGCAGCGCCGGCGAUGUGACAGGUCCGUGGGUUGUCGCUACAAAUUGUGUUUGCCCACAGCGAAAGCCACGAUUGUGGAACGGUUUUGCAAACACGGCUAAAAUAAAAUGGGAAUAUACAGGCAAGGAAAAGCUUAGCCU
This is a messenger RNA of Rhipicephalus sanguineus (brown dog tick), 1712 nucleotides long. RefSeq lists its product as uncharacterized. Bases 365 to 1486 code for a protein of 373 amino acids. The record is from RefSeq and is a predicted model, not a curated record. Lineage: Eukaryota; Metazoa; Arthropoda; Arachnida; Ixodida; Ixodidae. The transcript is spliced from 2 exons.